UUACCAGCGCAUGACGCAGCGAGCCACAGUUAUUCGAGCUCGAAAAGAUUAUUUAUUAAAAAGUGACAUUCGAACUUCAGACGCGAAAUAAACCAACGAAAGACCACCCUCGACGGCAUCAUGGGUGGCUGUGGCGAAUGGGUCGAAAUGACCCAGAAGAACAAACCGCAGUCCAACACGCUGGCGGCAGGAACCAUGGUCCUAAUGACCACCGGAAUGCUGGUCGGUUCCACAAUAUUCAACAUGGACCUCCGGAAUCAAACGUGGACUCUGGAUCAUUCCGGCAAUACAAUCCUGCUGGCAUCGAUCUCCUUCUACAUGGCGGCAAUCGUCGGUUCCCUAGCCGGGUACUUGCUCGUUGAGCGCUACGAAAAGAAGCCCCUUUCGAACGUCUACUCGGUGCUGGCCAUCGUCGCCAGCAUCCUGCUGAUCGCGCUUCCCGAACACAUCGUAUCGGUAGCAUUCGCACGCGUACUCUUCGGGUUAGCUCACGGAAUUGCCUACGUCGUCGUGUUGAUCCACGGUGGCGAAGUGGCCAUCAAGGAACUGCGUGGGCUGAACAUGUCAGCGGUGAGCUAUUGUCUAAUGAUCGGGACUCAUGGCGUUUUUAGUCCGAUAGCUACAUACGGACAAAGCUUUGAUCCGAACCGGCUCAUCGGUAUACUGGGGCUUGUCUACGUUGUCACGGGUGUUGCCGUGGCUCAGUUUUUAACGUACGAAUCACCCGUCUAUCUGAUACAGCGGGGACGAGAUCGGGAAGCUAUUCAGUCGAUGAUGAAACUGCGCAACGAGUCAACUGAAACAUGGGAAAUACGGAACGAUUACACCGAGUUUAAAACCAUGGUUCAGGAAGAUGAGGAAACGUCUCGAUGGAUUUUUGAAGAUGGGAAUUUGCGACCGCUGAUUCUACUAUGGCUUUGCAAGGUAGCUUCCGUCUUAUCCUUCAACAUGUUGCUGAACUUGACGCGGUUACACAUUCUGGAUAAACUUUUCGGAUUUCAAGACUACAGUAUAUCUGCCGUGAUGAUCAUGAUGAUUCGGACAUUCAUGGGAGCACUGUUUCUGUUCGUAAUCGACCGAUUCGGUCGAAAGGCACCCAUGCUUUUGUCGACGGUAACCAGCGGUGCGAUUCUUGCGGUUAUGGGACUGAUCUAUCUGGUGGCAGACUACAUCAAUUCAGAUAUAGCAAUCGCCAUCAUGUUGACCUACGAAGUGGUGGCUUCCUCCGGGGUAACCUUAGUCCCCGAUGUUUACAGCUCGGAAGCGUUCAACACGAAGAAGAAGGCUGCGUCUAUUGCAGCGGUACAUACGCUGGAAAACGUUCUACAGAUUAUAAUCACCGUGGCUGUGUUUUCGUGGAAUUUUGGUGACAGUGUAUACCAAGGAGCAGCGAUGAUGAUCUGUGGAGUUCCGUUGCUGGUUUUGGCAGGACUCUUCCACCGAUGGCUGCCUGAGACCACCAAGAUGACUAUUCGGCAGUCCCGGACGGAGUUCUCGAAACGAGGGGAGAUUGUUCUCGGGGGUACCAAACAACCGCAGAACUGUUUGAACGAUUGAGCGUAAGACGGUGGAUGUGGGGUGCCGGGUGUACUGAAACAUUUAGUUGUUACUGUAACGAUUACUGAGGGCUAGUCACUCUCAUGGAGAGAGAUAUGCGGAGAAAAAAAUCGUCGAAUUGGGAGCCUUUUAUUCCAUUGUGAAAAAUUAACAGCGUUCCCAAAGAAAGGUUAAUUGACUUGGCUGGCUUAUGGAAUUUUGAAAUUUCGCUAGCUCAAUAUGGCGUCUUCGCAUAUCUCUCCCCAUGAGGAUAACUGCUGAGGACCUAAUUAUAAUAGAAGUUGUUCGUGAA
Messenger RNA from Topomyia yanbarensis, 1849 nucleotides. RefSeq lists its product as uncharacterized. Gene Ontology annotation, biological process: transmembrane transport. The record is from RefSeq and is a predicted model, not a curated record. Gene Ontology annotation, molecular function: transmembrane transporter activity. Gene Ontology annotation, cellular component: membrane. NCBI's taxonomy places the organism in Eukaryota, Metazoa, Arthropoda, Insecta, Diptera, Culicidae.